CCAAGCGGGCUGCGAGUUCUGCACCUCACUUUGGGCAUCCCCGUGGGGGCCGGAGCGGGUUCCUACUAAAGUUAGGCCCAGCCUCCAAUUCCAGCCUGGGUGACUGGGGCUGUGACCACUCCCCUCGUUCCACUUGAAUUCCACCUGCCCAGCUGAGUUGACCCCUGUUUCUGCACCCUCGCCACAGCCCAGGUGGGCUUCCCUCAUUUCCAUUUCUGCCUCCCACCUGAUGCUGAGAACCACCUGCCCCAGAAGCCACCUCCAGCGACGCUAGAGAAUAGCUGACUAAGCCACUUACGUAAACAUCGACCUUCAGAAGGACCAGACGGCCACGCUGCCCAUCAGAUGUUCAGUUCCAGGGCUUCAGCUGCAGACUUAGGAAAUGAGUCAAAAGCCAGACGUUUCGGAAGAAAUGGCGUUACAAGGAAAGGCAUUCCUAAGACCGAAGAACUUUGGCGUGGCCCCUCUGUGCAGGGCAGGGUGGCAAAUCCUCCAUCCUUGCUGGCUUCCGUGGGGUCCUCUCUCUUUCCUGGGAGCCAGGAAAAAUGGAAAAGCGCACGGGCAAGAUAAAGAAGACCCAGACUCCAAAGGAAGAAGCCGACAUGCCAAAGGACGCAUUUCAGGAGAGAGAGCGUCAGGAGAAAAAAGCCAAGCAAAAGACGCACUUUGGUUGGAAAGCAGAGUAAGGAGCAGGCCUGAGCCCGGAAGAUGAGGAACACCUGUUUGAUGCCUCCGAUACCUCCUUUGAGGACGACUUUGAGGGGGUCCCCAUGUUUAUUCCUUUUCAGAGGAAGAAUCCCUACGAAUGUGGCAAAUGUGGGCGCAUCUUCAGGCACAAGAUGGGCUGCAUCCACACCGGCAAGAAGCCCAGCCUGUGCAGCCAGUGUGGGAAGGCCUUCCGGCACAGUUCGGACAUCACCAAGCACCAGCGUGUGCACACUGGGGAGAAGCCCUUCAGCUGCGGUCACUGGGGUCAGUGUGGGAAGGCCUUCAGCUGCGGCUCCAACGUCCGGAGGCACAGAAGACCACGUGGGGGAGAGAAGCCCCAGGAGUGCCGCGAGCGCGGGAAGGCCUUUGCCGACAGCUCGUGCCUGAUCCGGCACCAGGAGCGCCACCCACGGAGGAAGCACUGAGCAAGGAGCGCAGCCAAGAGCCCAGCGUUGACGCUUGUCGGCGUCUGUGUCAAGGAGAAGUCUCACUGGAGUGCUUCCCCCCUCAGCUCACUCCUCCGUC
This is a messenger RNA of Trichechus manatus latirostris (Florida manatee), 1233 nucleotides long. RefSeq names its product ZFP41 zinc finger protein (gene ZFP41). The record is from RefSeq and is a predicted model, not a curated record. Gene Ontology annotation, biological process: negative regulation of transcription by RNA polymerase II. NCBI's taxonomy places the organism in Eukaryota, Metazoa, Chordata, Mammalia, Sirenia, Trichechidae. Gene Ontology annotation, molecular function: DNA-binding transcription repressor activity, RNA polymerase II-specific.